CUCAGACUACCCAUCAGGGCGGGAGAAGUGUGAAUAGGCCAUUUCUCUAAUUACCUUUCUUCUUACCAGCGAGCGAGCGAAUCGUCACACCGAAUCGAUGGCUGCCGCCGCCGCCCUCGCGGAAGCCAGCAAGUGGCUGGCCGUCUCGGCGAAAGCCGUCGCUGAAGCCAGCAACUGGGCCUCCGUCGCGGCGAAAGCCUGGGAGUCCGACGAGGACGCCGACAAGCGCUUGUCCAUCGCGUCGAACGCGGCCGCCGAAGCCAAGAAGUGCGCCGCCGUCGCGGCGAAAGCGGCCGCCGAAUCCAAAAAGUGGUCCUCCAUCGCGAUAUCCAAACGCAAGUCCCUCGCUGUGGUGCCCCCUUCUCGGGACAAGGCAGGCAUCAAGAAUGGCUUCAAGGAGGAGGAGGAGGAGGAGGAGGAGGAGGAGGAGGAGCUGCUGGUCAUCACCAACCCUAAGCUGGGCAGUCUCAUCUACCAUUGCUUCGAAGCGGAAUAG
This is a messenger RNA of Triticum aestivum (bread wheat), 496 nucleotides long. RefSeq lists its product as uncharacterized. The coding region runs from base 98 to 496 and encodes 132 amino acids. The record is from RefSeq and is a predicted model, not a curated record. The transcript is spliced from 3 exons. NCBI's taxonomy places the organism in Eukaryota, Viridiplantae, Streptophyta, Magnoliopsida, Poales, Poaceae.